CGGUCUUUGUACUGAGAGAAUUGCUGAGAAUUUCUCGUCAUUAUCUUUGGCGCGUAAGCUCCUUAUAAGUAGAGACAGAGUUGCAGACCAAAGCAUCCAAACCUUUCUAAGCAUUCAAAGUUUGAGAAGUUCUUAUCCAUCUUCUUCAUUUUCUUCAUUUUCUUCCGUGAGAGAGAAAGCAAUGGCUGCAUCCUCUGAAAGCAAGAAAAUAGUGGGAGUUUUCUACAAGGCUAACGAGAAUGCCGCUCUGAAUCCCGACUUUAUGGGUGAUGUGGAGACAGCUUUGGGCAUAAGAGAGUGGCUGGAAUCUAAAGGCCAUCAGUACAUAGUCACUGAUGACAAAGAAGGGCCUGAUUGUGAACUUGAAAAGCUUCUUCCUGAUCUCCAUGUUCUAAUAUCAACCCCUUUCCACCCGGCAUAUGUUACUGCUGAGAGGAUUGCAAAAGCCAAAAAUUUACAACUUCUUUUAACUGCUGGAGUUGGUUCUGAUCACAUUGACCUAAAAGCAGCUGCUGCUGCUGGUCUAACUGUUGCAGAAGUCACUGGAAGUAAUGUUGUUUCAGUUGCAGAAGAUGAGCUCAUGAGAAUCCUGAUCCUCGUAAGGAAUUUCGUCGCUGGUUACAAUCAGGUGGUUAAUGGGGAUUGGAAUGUUGCGGGUAUUUCGUAUAGAUCAUAUGACCUUGAAGGGAAGACAGUAGGAACAGUUGGUGCAGGACGUAUUGGUAAACUUUUGCUUCAGCGCUUGAAGCCUUUCAACUGUAAUGUCCUCUAUCAUGAUCGGAUCAAGAUGGACCCAGAAUUGGAGGCUCAGACGGGAGCAAAGUUUGAGGAGGAUCUUGAUGCAAUGCUUCCGAAGUGUGACGUAGUUGUUCUUAACAUGCCACUUACGGAGAAAACAAAAGGGUUGUUUAACAAAGAAAAGAUUGCACUGAUGAAAAAGGGAGUUCUGAUUGUGAAUAAUGCUCGAGGGGCAAUUAUGGAUGCUGAGGCAGUUGCUGAAGCGUGCUCCAGUGGGCAGAUUGGAGGUUAUAGUGGAGAUGUGUGGUACCCUCAACCAGCUCCCAAAGAUCAUCCAUGGAGAUACAUGCCAAACCAGGCAAUGACACCUCAUAUUUCUGGCACCACAAUUGAUGCUCAGUUGAGGUAUGCUGCUGGAACCAAGGACAUGCUGGACAGGUUCUUCAAGGGAGAAGACUUCCCUGAACAAAAUUACAUUGUUAAGGAAGGUAAAAUCGCCAGCCAGUAUCAGUGAUACUGCUAUUCCUCAAAUAUGCGGAUCGCCUUCUACUCAAGUGUCUUUUUCAUGAAAUAACCGAUUCUCCGAAUGCUUUCACAAUAAUGGAGCUGAGAAGAAACUAUUGUGACUGAGUUUCCCAUGUUCGGCGUAAAAAAAGUGUUUCCCCAUUGUUUUUGUUUGAUCUUUUUAUUUCAUUUACUAUGAGCUUGAGGAUUAAUAAAGUUGUGUUUGUGCAUUUGAUUGGCACAUUCAUCCUUUGAACAUGACAGGAACUCACUUGUCCAAGCUAUUGUAAUAAGACAUGAAAAGUUGGCUGUUGAGAUUCAAAUGAAUAGUAACAAAAUCUUCAUUCCC
Messenger RNA from Macadamia integrifolia, 1591 nucleotides. Its product is annotated as formate dehydrogenase, mitochondrial-like. Gene Ontology annotation, molecular function: formate dehydrogenase (NAD+) activity; oxidoreductase activity, acting on the CH-OH group of donors, NAD or NADP as acceptor; NAD binding. NCBI's taxonomy places the organism in Eukaryota, Viridiplantae, Streptophyta, Magnoliopsida, Proteales, Proteaceae. Gene Ontology annotation, cellular component: chloroplast; mitochondrion. Bases 182 to 1252 code for a protein of 356 amino acids. The transcript is spliced from 6 exons. The record is from RefSeq and is a predicted model, not a curated record.